AUGUUGUCGAAUAAGAUCCAGCAUUUCCCGGAGAAACCUCAAUUCUCAGGCUUCAUGAAGCCCUGUCGGUUUGAAGGGGAGGCUCAGAAUCUCGAAGUCUAUGGCGACCUACCGCAGGACAUCGAUGGAACUUUCUUUCGGGUGAUGCCUGAUCCCCAGGCCUUCCCGUUCGUUGAAGACGAUCCAUGGUUCAACGGCGACGGCAAUGUCAGUGCCUUCCGGAUCAAGGAUGGCAGAGUUUCCUGGCAGCAGCGGUUUGUGCGGACUGAAAAGUUCGUCCGGGAAAGAGAAGCAAAGAGGGUCCUCGUCGGGAAGUACCGGAACAGGUUCACCGAUGCCGUUCGCUUGAAGAUCCGCAGCACAGCCAAUACCAAUGUUGUCUUCUUCAAUGGACAAUUGCUUGCCUUGAAGGAAGACUCCCCGCCAUAUGCAAUGGACCCACAUACCUUGGACACCAAGGGUCUGUAUGAUUUUGAAGGACAAUUACCAAGUAUCACGUUCACAGCCCAUCCGAAGUUUGAUCCCAAGACAGGCGAAAUGGUGUGUUUUGGAUACGAGGCCAAGGGUGACGGCACUCCCGAUAUCUGCUACUAUCAAGUUGGACCAGAUGGGAAAUUUUCUGAUAUCUGCUGGCUGGUGGCGCCUGUGUGCGCGAUGAUUCAUGAUUUUGCGGUCACUGAGAACUGGGUGCUGUUCCCACUUAUCCCUCAACUCUGUGAUAUUGAGCGCAUGAGGGCGGGAGGGGAGCACUGGCAGUGGAGCCCGGAGACUCCUCUCUAUAUUGGAAUUAUUCCUCGUCGGAACCCAAAGCCAGGCGAUGUCAGGUGGCUCCAAUGGGAUAAUUCUUUUCCAGGGCACACACUCAAUGCCUACGAAGAUGAGAACGGUCACGUUGUGCUUGACCUUGGUCUGAGUCGCCAGAAUGUCUUUUUCUGGUGGCCCGAUGGGAAGGGAUUUGCCCCGGAGCCCAGCACAAUUGCGUCCCAACUGAGCCGAUUCAUUAUUGAUCCGCACUCAGACAUCGACAGACUCCCAGAGCCCGAGAUCCUCCAUUCCGGCAACAGCGAAUUCUACCGGGUCGAUGAUCGUCUGAGCACGCAGAAGCAUCAACACUGCUUUUUUGAUCUGAUGGAUCGAUCUCUAGGGACUGAUUUCCAGGCUAUCGAGCCUCGGCUUGGUGGUGGCUACCCACUUUACAAUGCCCUUGCACAUCUUGAUCUUCGGACGGGCGAGACGGAGGUAUACUUCCCUGGAAGAAACCAUUUGAUUCAAGAGCCUGUUUUCAUUCCCAGGGCUGGGUCUGACGUGGAGGGCGAUGGCUAUCUGCUGGCAUUGAUCAAUAACUACGAUUCUAUGAGUAGUGAGCUGCAUCUUCUGGAUUUGAGGGACUUCAAGAAGGCUCGCUCGAUCAUUAAAUUGCCAGUCCGACUGCGCCAGGGUCUACAUGGUAACUGGGUUGAUAGCGGCGACAUGCUUGACUAA
Molecule: messenger RNA, 1482 nt
Organism: Aspergillus pseudonomiae
Lineage: Eukaryota; Fungi; Ascomycota; Eurotiomycetes; Eurotiales; Aspergillaceae
Product: carotenoid oxygenase family protein
Exons: 5
Coding region: 1-1482 (493 amino acids)
Biological process (GO): carotene catabolic process
Molecular function (GO): carotenoid dioxygenase activity
Source: RefSeq, a predicted model, not a curated record